AUGUCUGGGUUUGUGUCUGCACAGGCUAAGGACAGCGAUGAUGAUGAUGAAGUCACCGUUAGCGUGGACCGGGAUCGCUUCAUGGAUGAGUUCUUUGAACAGGUGGAAGAAAUUCGAGGGUUCAUCGAUAAAAUUUCUGAGAAUGUGGAGGAAGUGAAGAGGAAGCACAGUGCUAUUCUUGCAUCCCCCAACCCAGAUGAGAAAACAAAGGAGGAGCUCGAAGAAUUAAUGUCUGACAUCAAAAAGACAGCAAACAAAGUGCGCUCCAAGUUAAAGAGUAUUGAACAGAGUAUUGAACAAGAGGAAGGAUUGAAUAGAUCAUCUGCUGACCUGAGGAUAAGGAAAACGCAGCAUUCCACAUUGUCGCGCAAGUUUGUGGAGGUGAUGUCUGAGUACAACGCCACCCAGUCUGACUACAGGGAGCGCUGCAAAGGGAGGAUUCAAAGACAGCUGGAAAUCACUGGCAGGACCACAACCAGCGAGGAGCUGGAAGACAUGCUGGAGAGCGGGAAUCCAGCCAUCUUCUCCUCUGGGAUCAUCAUGGAUUCCAACAUCACCAAGCAGGCGCUGAACGAGAUCGAGACGCGGCACAGCGAGAUCAUCAAGCUGGAGACCAGCAUCCGGGAGCUGCACGACAUGUUCAUGGACAUGGCCAUGCUGGUGGAGAGCCAGGGCGAGAUGAUUGACCGCAUUGAGUACAACGUUGAGCACUCUGUGGACUACGUGGAGCGGGCUGUGUCUGACACCAAAAAGGCUGUUAAGUACCAGAGCAAAGCCAGGCGGAAGAAGAUCAUGAUCAUUAUCUGCUGCGUGGUCCUGGGCAUCGUCAUCGCCUCCACCUUCGGCGGCAUUUUCGGAUAGACCUUGCCAAGGCGAAACUUUCUCUGUAGACAAUGGGAUGGAGCUGCCGAGCUGCCAGGCCCAGCCGUGCCCGAGGGGGACCAAGCCCUGCAGCCGCCAGGGAGGGGCCUUCCCAGCAGAAUUUCAGUUUCUAAUGCAUGAUCGUUUUGUAACACUGUGUGUACGGUGCGGUGCGUCUGUGUGGCAAGGGGGCAGGCGGCCAGUGUGUGGGGCUGGGACGUGGGGGGAGCUGGGCCCGAUGGAGGGCAGAGCACGCAUGCAGCACUGAGCCUAAAGCAAGGCAGCCAGCUGGUGCAGUGGGGGGAGGAGGGAGGCAGGCUGCCCUCAUGUAGUGAGUCUCCUAGCAUGGUGCCAGGUGCAGGACAGCAGGGCAUGCCAAUGGCAUUGGGCGAGGGAGAGCAAGGGGCAGUGCUGUGUCCCCCCACAGAGCAGAGAGCUAGCCAGCCAGUCCCCACCCAGCUUUGUAGCCUGGCACUGCCAGUGGGUGUUCACUGGCAGUCAUAGCUCCUUCUGCAUCUGCUCUGCCAGGGCAUUACUGACAAAGUGCCACAUCCCUCUGCCUACUCCCAGCAGUGCCCCCCUCCCUAGGGUACGCCUGGCCUGCAUCUACCCCCUGCUGCUCCCUGCAGUGCCCCCCUCCUCCAGCCAUAUCUGACACUGCACCAACCCCUGCUGCUCCCAGCAGUGUCCUCAUCCCCAGGGCACAUCUGGCACUGCACCUACCCCUCUGCAGCUCCCUGCAGUGCCUUCCUCCGCCAUAGGUGGCACUGCACCCACACUGCUGCUUCCUGCAGUACCCCCCCCCCCCCCC
Trachemys scripta elegans is the source of this 1672-nucleotide messenger RNA. RefSeq names its product syntaxin 1A (gene STX1A). The transcript has 9 exons. NCBI's taxonomy places the organism in Eukaryota, Metazoa, Chordata, Testudines, Emydidae. Gene Ontology annotation, molecular function: SNARE binding; SNAP receptor activity. Gene Ontology annotation, cellular component: synaptic vesicle; presynaptic active zone membrane; SNARE complex. Gene Ontology annotation, biological process: synaptic vesicle fusion to presynaptic active zone membrane; intracellular protein transport; exocytosis. Bases 1 to 861 code for a protein of 286 amino acids. The record is from RefSeq and is a predicted model, not a curated record.